This is a messenger RNA of Amphiprion ocellaris (clown anemonefish), 2173 nucleotides long. RefSeq names its product E2F transcription factor 5 (gene e2f5). Gene Ontology annotation, cellular component: RNA polymerase II transcription regulator complex. Gene Ontology annotation, molecular function: RNA polymerase II cis-regulatory region sequence-specific DNA binding; DNA-binding transcription factor activity, RNA polymerase II-specific; protein dimerization activity. The coding region runs from base 90 to 1151 and encodes 353 amino acids. The record is from RefSeq and is a predicted model, not a curated record. Lineage: Eukaryota; Metazoa; Chordata; Actinopteri; Pomacentridae. Gene Ontology annotation, biological process: regulation of transcription by RNA polymerase II. The transcript has 9 exons.
CUGCACCCCAACGUAACGUCCGUUUGUUUAAAAGACCUGUAGGUAGUACGGCGUCCCGGGGAGGUAGCGGAGACGUUAACUGAGAGAAGAUGGAGUUUGAGACGACGGAGACCGUGCGCUCGACGCCGAGUCGCCACGAGAAAAGUUUGGGGCUCCUCACGAUGAAGUUUGUCAGUCUACUACAAGAAGCUAAGGAUGGCGUCCUUGAUUUAAAAGUGGCUGCAGACAGCUUGGCAGUGAAGCAGAAGAGGAGGAUAUAUGACAUCACCAAUGUGCUGGAAGGUGUUGGGCUGAUUGAGAAGAAGAACAAGAAUAUAAUCCAGUGGAGGGGGGAGAACAGAGGCAGCCAAACUCAGGAGGUGCUGGAGCAGGUGGAAGUUUUAAAGGCCCAAAUAUCUGAGCUGGAGGCUCAAGAGAAAGAGCUAGAUGACCAAAAGGCCUGGCUGGAAGAGAACAUCAAACACUUCAUUCAUGAUCCCAUCACCAGCAACUAUAAAUUUGUGACACAUGAAGACAUCUGCAGUGCUUUCAGUGGAGACACUCUUCUUGCUGUUGUUGCUCCUACUGGGACUCAGUUGGAGGUGCCACUGCCUGAACUGGGCCAGGCUGGUCAGAAGAGGUACCAGGUGAAUCUGCGCAGCUACUCGGCUCCCAUCCAAGUCAUGCUCAUCAACCGGGAUUCAGACUCCACAAUACCUGUGGUGUUUCCUGUACCACCAGCCGACAACAUCUGUCCGAUGCCAACUCCACCCAGCACUCCUGCCAGCCUGCAGAGGUUCCCUAUUUCUGUGUCUGCAAGCUCCACUUCCAACACCACCUCCUCCUACUGCAGCCAGGACUCUCUCUGCUCAGACCACCAGGUGGUGCUGCCAGAAGACAAACUGCUGACGCCAUCUUGCACCCCUCCUGAUGUGCAGAUGGAGUGUCACAGUCAGCAGAUGGACCUGGCAGGCCCAGAGUUCCAGUCCAUGCUGGACGUGAGCAGCCUGCUGAAGCUCAGUGCUGCUGGAGACCACAUGAAGAACGACGGAGAAGGAGCUGUUGAUCUGAUUGAUGAACUAAUGUCUACUGAUGGUAUAGACUACAGCUUCAACCUGGAUAACAGCGAGGGAGUGUGUGACCUGUUUGACAUGCAGAUCCUCAAUUACUAAUGGCUGACUGUGACUCUGCUGCAUGCAAAUACAAUCUUGAGGCAUAUUUUGCCUCACUUCAAAGAUGAUUCAAAGAUACUUUUUCCCAUUCUGUUACUGUUGCAGUUGAUGCUUUAAAACCUUUUUGUCAACUUAAAGAAUCGACACAUAUCUUAACUCCUGUGCAUUAGACAACUUCAACAUUCAGUUUACAUUAGCCUCUUUCCAGCAAAGUGCCUGAAUGAAUUUACCAUAAGGUAUUUACUGUGCGUAGCCAUGAGCCAUUAUGUCUCCACUGAGACUUUACUAGUUUAAUGGGUAAAUAUCUUCAGGAUUUUAGAUAAAUGAGGUGCCUCAGUGGAAGUGAGCCGAGACAAAUCCUUCAGCUUCCUGCUGCACUUUUCUGUGUAUCUUUGUAUUUUCCCACAUCCAGGGGAAAGCCUGAGACUUGAAGGCGACUGCUUUACUUUUUGCAGUUUAUCAACUUUUGGGACUGACAGUGUUUUGUUUUAGUUGAUAUUUACAGUAACUUGUAACAUGUUCAGUAUUCUUUUUAAAAUUUCAACACAGGGUUAAACUAGUUCAGGGUAUGUAAGGAAGUUAUUUUCUUUGCAUGUAAACCAAUCAAUACCAUAGUUAUAUUUCAACAAACAUUUUGUUUUGAAUGACUGAAUGUUUUGGUUGCAUUCUGUUACCUUGUUCUUGUGAAAAUGCAAAAAAGUUUUCUUUACUAAAUUAUUGUGACACUGCCAUUUUAGGCCACUUUUUGUCUUAAUUAAGUUUUUUUUCCUAUCAUUACAGGUAUAUAUUUGAAUAACUACUAUUUUUUACUUCAUUUAAGAGAAGAAAAAUAGUUAUUGGUUCUAGUUUGUUAAAACUGAAGCUAGUUAACUGCCUUAACCAUAAUUUAAUUAAUUAAAUUUGCUGUAUUUCUGAUCUGAAUUCUUAAAUAUUACAAGCCCUGAGUGGCAUUUUUGUAUAUUUAUAUCUCCUUUGUUGUUUGUGAAAAGAAGUAAUGUUUUUGUUGCACAUUUUUAAAAGUU